Messenger RNA from Anguilla rostrata (American eel), 6584 nucleotides. RefSeq names its product apoptosis regulator Bcl-2-like. Gene Ontology annotation, biological process: extrinsic apoptotic signaling pathway in absence of ligand; intrinsic apoptotic signaling pathway in response to DNA damage; negative regulation of intrinsic apoptotic signaling pathway. Gene Ontology annotation, molecular function: protein heterodimerization activity; protein homodimerization activity. The record is from RefSeq and is a predicted model, not a curated record. The transcript is spliced from 3 exons. Gene Ontology annotation, cellular component: mitochondrial outer membrane. Bases 933 to 1514 code for a protein of 193 amino acids. Lineage: Eukaryota; Metazoa; Chordata; Actinopteri; Anguilliformes; Anguillidae.
GUGAACUGAUGAAGUGCCUUAACUCUAAAUGUAAUGAGUCUUUAAGGGUUAAUAGCCGACCACGCCAAGAACGACGCGAAGUAAGAAAAGCCUAGGAUUACAUCUUGUCAUACAAUUUUGAACAGUUGCUAUAUGAAAUAUGAACGAGGAAGAAUGAACGGUCCAAACCAAACAUACUGAGCAGCAUGUGACUUUUUCAUCAUUCAUGAAGUCUCUCGCUCUCCUUGCUGAUUAAAAACUGUGAAUGGUGUGACGUAGAGGAACUACCUCACGAGAAAGCAGUAACUUCGUAGAUAGAGAGAGAGAGGGUGUAGCUCCAGAGGGUGAGAGCAGUUCCCAGCUCGAGGCUUCUCUCCGCAUAGGUUACUGUUGCCUACGCGAAGCGCCGUUGUGUAGCCUAUUCGCUGUCAAGCGUUAACUAGGUGCUCUGGACUUGAUAUCUGAUACAGACACAACACUGCUUUGUAGAGGGGCUCUGUUUGCCUUAUAUGUGCAGUGCAUGUCAUUUUUGUGUGUUAAGUGCAUUACGAGGGCUUAAGCUUUCUCUUCCGUCUUUCUGAAGAAGCUAGGCUACAAAUGUCAGAGGAAUGGUAUAGAAACAAGGAGAAUCGGUGUGGCUAAAUUUAGAAAAAUCUUGGAAGAUAAUCGUCGAUGGAAGAAUCCAAGUGAAAACACAUUUCCUUAUCCUGGCUAAAUGCGAGUUCCAUUUUAACGCGGAUACACUGAACUUGCUACUUUCCCAAGGAUCUGAAAGGGGCGUAGCAUUAACCAACAAGCCAUCCUGGUAGCUACAGUAUCUUAACGGCAGUGGUGCACGUUUCGUCUGCACCAUGAAAUCACACUCUUUGAAUAUAACGUAUCUCGGUUGGAAAAUGCAUUUGGCGUAACAAUUAUUGAAACAACUGAUUUUGCCGAGCCCUUUUAAAACCGUAAUGGCAAACGAGAUUGGUUUCCAUAAUCGGAGUAUAGUGGAAAAAUAUAUUAGUCACAAACUCUUGAAAAGGGGCUAUGUGUGGGAAUUCCAUUUGACCGAAGAAACGGAUUCUCCAAAUAAUAGCUUAGUGGAUUCUUCAGACUCCUCGCCCGUUUUGGCACGGAGGGCACAGACAGCUGCUUCCCCCGUCUUCAACCGGAUUCCCCAACCGGACCCGCACGCUGCGCUUCACAGGGUUUUGCGAGAAGCGGGCAACGAAAUUGAAAGGAUGUAUCAACGAGACUUUGCAGAGAUGUCACAGCAGCUGCAUUUCACACCUAACACCGCACAAAGGAGAUUUACGUCGGUUAUUGAAGAGCUGUUCCGGGAUGGGGUCAAUUGGGGUCGAAUUGUUGCCUUCUUCGAGUUCGGAGGGACGAUGUGCGUUGAAAGUAUGAACCGAGAGAUGUCGGCCCAAGUCGAUAAUAUUGCGAGCUGGAUGACGGAGUACCUAAAUGGGCCGCUGCAGAACUGGAUCCAGGAGAAUGGCGGUUGGUGUACGUGCCAUACAGCCAAAGACACAUCUUCCUUGAGAGACUGACUGAGGCGCUCUUGCCUUAAACACAGUGAUGGGGCUCGCACCCAAGCCACAAGGAUGCUGAGGUUCUGCUGUGGUCUUGCAUUCGUCUGUGAUGGCGGCUCUGUCUCGCUAGGGUGGAGCAAGCGGGGGCUGCCUACACACAUGGUGGGAUCUGAGACACUCUUGGUGGAGUUCCCAUUGAAGGCCAUUCCUGUGGAACUUUUUUGGAUGAAUCGGCAAGCCGGGGAUGGAAAACAAGCCAGCGUGGGCCUUGAGACCUGAAAUAGGCUGAAGGCUUAGCACAGGGUUUCAUGUUUAGCAUGGUGCUACAGGUUUAGCACAGGGCUUCAGGUUUAGCAUGGAGCUACAGGCCUAGCACGAGGCUACAGGCUUACCAUGGAGCUACAGGCUUAGUGUAGGGCUAUAGGUUUGACAUAGAGCUACAGGUUUAGCAUGGAGUUCAGCAAAGGGCUACAUAUUUAGCAUGGAGCUACAGGUUUAGCAUAGAGUUUAGCAAAGGGCUACAGGUUUUGCAUUUAGCUUCAGAUUUAGCAACGGGCUACAGGUUUUGCAUUGAGCUACAGGUUUAGCAAAGGGCUACAGGCUUAGCAUGGAGCCACAGGUUUUGCAUGGGGCUGCUGGUUUAGCCACAAGGCUUUUGUGAAUGUAGAUGCUUUGUUACUGGUACCAAUUAUUGAGGAGUUAUAAGGAAUCUUUUUGUGUUGUUACUGGUAACACUUCUCUGUACUCCCUACCCAAUGUCCUGGGCUCGCCUAAGAGCUUUCUCUGUCAUGGUAAGGCAUCAAACUGGUUGGCCGUGGCAGCAAUGCACAGUGACUUCUGGGUAGUGUUUUCCCCUCUGCAGUAUGAUGAAGGGAGCUGAUACUGCAGUUUAGAUUGUGUUAUUACUGCCAGCUAUUAUUAGGACAGCAGAUUGAGGACCAGCAUCCUGCCCAGAGCGCAACCUAUGGGUUCAGAGACGUCAUACCGGUGGCACCGUCCAGGGGGGGCGGCGGCGGCCGAACGCGAUUGUUCCACGGAUGAAGGGGAAUGACGUGAACUUCCUGCCCCGCUGCCCGCCACGUUCCGCCCUUUCCAGGCAACGCGCUGGUUCUGUCCCAGCAUUCACAUCGUCCCCCAGCCUUAAUGGAUUCCUCCCCAGGGACGAAGCCCAUUUAUCGGAUUCUGCUGUUAUUUAUAGCUGCGGCCUUUUUCCCCCCCUCUCACUUCCUCCGGGAGCUGGCAAGUGGCGCGCGUUGCCUCUGACCUUUAACGAUGACUGGCACGUUGGCGCUGCGCCAGCCAAUUCGGGAAAUCACUGUCGGAAAUGGGUCGGCCGUUUCAGAUGACUGUGACAGGCCCUCGUCAAAUCCGUCAAAACUGCGUUUUAAGAAUCGCGAGGGCGCGUGUGAUCUGAGGUUUUAAAGUGGCGUCACGUCCAAGACUUCGCGGAUAUUUUCAUUAUUUAUGCAUUCCAGUUUGCGAGUAAAAGAAAACUUGCCGUAAAUAUUUCAUGUGUUAGAUGCAACCCUGUCUUACUUAAUUGUAGAAUUGACUUUAAUUGAAUGUACGAGUUUCAGUGAUAAGGAUGGAUGUAUCCGAGAUGUUUCACAUUGUUUAAUUAUUUAUGAAUGUCACUGACAAAUCCCUUAAGAUUCAAAUCAUGGGUAAAAUGUCUCAGGAGAGCCUCCUUUCGAUUCAUGGAAGUGCUGCAUCAGUUCUCCAACGCUAAAAGAUUAAUGCAGAAACUAUCUCUCAUGAAUAUAAAUGAAUUCCUUGGGUCCAGCAUCUCCAUAGAUUAUAGUAACAGUAGUAGUAUUGGUAGUAGUUUUUAUUAGCCAGAUGUUCUUGUCCAAAGCAGAGUUUUAGGUGUAUGAUUGUACAGCCAUGCAGAUAAACCAGCACAGAGCUACAUGAAUCCAAGAAUGAUGGCCUUAAGGUGAGGAGAACAGUAGGUUGUGAGAAAUGGACUCUCCCAAUGUUUUUAGGAAUGACCUGAAAGAUCUGGAAAGCAAUGACUAAUGAUAAGAUUUGUGUGUAGCUCCAUCCUUCUUGGUCAUAUUUAAAAAUAACAAUAAUAAAUAAAUAAAAAAUAAAUACAUAGGUGUAGUUGGCCCAAUCUACUUAGAAGUUCAGAAGGGGCGGUGCCAUUCCCAGCCAACCAACUACCCCCCACCUAAAGUACCAAAGCCUUUUGUUUUCCGUGGCAUGACGGGAGUUUAUAAAAUCAGUACAUAAAGCAGGGUAUUGAAUAAUUGAAAGGUUCGCUCAAGUCACAAAAGGGGUGGUGCUUUAAUAGGGCGAGCUGGCAUUGUAUUUCAAAGAGGGGCCGCGGCGACAGAGCCAGCGCGUGACAACUGCCCUGGCGUGGCUCCCCGUGCACGGGAGCCAGCGAAAUAAAUAAAUAAAUAAAACAAAGGCUUCCCAGCGACCCGAGCCGUCACCCGCGGCAGCCUGACCUAGGGUCCUCCGAAGAUUUAUCUGUCAGGAAAGCCGCCCUUAACGAAGAUAUCCGCAGCAAUGUCAGCGUUGGUGACAGCCCCGGAUGAUUUAUCAGAUAUCGUUUUGCAGGCGCAUAAAAACGUAUCCCUCGGGUGCAUCCUGUUUGCUGCGCGGCGCCGCUGGCGCUUGUUUGAAUGCUUCGAAAGGAGAGGGGGGGGGGAGGGGGGCCCGUGCGAGCCGUUAUGUUCUUCUCCCCCCUUCGGGUGACUCGGGCAGCCACACGCGGGGCUGUCUGCUCCCCCGACGCUGCUCUGUAAACGGAGAGGCGCCUCUCACCCAAAUAUUAUCGCGCGCAUUAAGAUGCUUUACAGUCGUCUGAGUUCUGCGCCAAGUAUAACAGCCGCGUGAGGACCGGCAGCCGCUCUCCGAGGGAGAGGAAGGCCAUGUGAACGCGGGAUAUCUUACACGCACAGCACCAGCCGGGCUACAGCAUGAAUAAUGUAUAGCGUUCCUGUGCAGCGGCGUGAGGUCCAUGUGUGAGCACUCGAAUUCGUUUGACAUCUUUUAUCUACAUCCGUUUAAAGGGCGCAGAUUUUGACUGAAGAAUGAAGCGCUGCACUUUCCAUGUUUUAAAAAUUUCGCUGAGAGCACAGUUUCUACGUUGUGUGAUCGCAGGAAGGCUGGCUGUCUCAUUGCGAGGAAGGCCUUCCAUAAAUAUUUUUCUUCUCUCUGUUUUUUUUUUUGCUUGGCACUCUCAUUGAAUCAAUGGUGGUGGAUGGGAAGGUGAUGCCUUUCAAGGACACUCUUUCUCUGUUGACCUGCACAUUUUAAAUGCAUCGACCAGCACAGAAAGAGCUUCUGUAAUCAGUUUCUUAGACGCAAAUCCAUAGACUAAUCUCUGCAGUCAAUCUGGCUGACCUUGACCAUAGACUAAAGGUCAGCAGUGUAUGUCUGACGUAUUUGCUAGAUUUGUUUCUUCCUGUUUGUGAAGGGAAAAAAGGAUGCCUGGCAAUGUUGUGGUUGGCUGACGCAUCUGUGAUGUCACAGUGCUGAUUGCACAGUAGCUUUUAUGAUGUCACAGUCAGCAGGGAGUUUCGACAGUGUUCUGUACUGUUCUGAAAGCUGAUAAGGGAGUGAGGAGCAAGGCCUGUGAAUUGCACUCCAGGGUCACGCUACAGAUCAAACUUCAAACCGCCGCCUGGCCAUUGUGUUGCAUUCCUCUUUCCAUCUCUCAGGAAACCGACACAAAACCAUGCAUGCACCUGGGGUACAGUAUGUAAUGUAAUCAUGAUGGUUUGCUAAGAUUUUCACAAUACAGAUGUAAAACAAUAAAAUGUUUUUUUAUGUCUAAUGGCUAAGAGCCUUGUUAAUAAUAUGAAGCGUAAAUAUGAUAUAAGUAUAACAUGAAGUCAAGGAGACUGGCACAUAAGCAAACCAUAACCAGUUGUGUGACUGAGAGUACAGUAGAUAAUGGCUUCUUGGCUCCAUUUUUAAUUGAGGGAGGUGAGCCAUGUGCCUAGAGGCCAUUGUUAUCACAGUGAGAGUGAUCUUACCCUCACAGUCUUUGAGUAGAGGCCUGCUGUGGGUAUUUCCUAAGUUCAGCAGUAGGUCAGUCUCUCUAUUUUUUUCACCUUGUCUUUAUUCUGUAACCAGAGGGCUUGAUUAAUGGCCCAUUCCUCUCUUUUAUUUAACCGGCAUCGUGAAAUCCCCUGUCUUGAGAGCUCUCACCCUGAAGAGGGACCGGGAGGUGUCACAGAACAAAGGAUUCUGGGAUAAAGGUGGGGUGUGACCGGGUGGAGGCGCUUUGCGGGGGAAGGCGGGUGGUGGACACGGCCAUGAUUUAAGUGCUGAGUGACUUCAGCCUACACCUCGCUUCAGCUUCCAAAUGAGCAGCUCAGCUUGCACUGAGACACAUUUCAGGAGCCACCACACAACGGCAUUUACACAGGGUGCAAAGGUCAGGACAACAGAAAACUGUCUGCUAUGCAGCCUACUAACAGGAUGAUCCCAAUAAGUCAAGUUCUCACCAGGUUUUAGUUGUGUGUGCUCAUCAUGUGAUACAUCACAUAUUCAGUGAUUCAACAAAGCUUGUCAAAUACUGACAAGUAUUUUGAAGAAUACUGGUUUCUUCAAAAUAAUUCUUUUAUAGCCAUCAAAUAAAUGAGUAUGAAUGAAUGAAUUGUUGGCUUUAAUGACAAAAAGGUAAUUGUGUGAAUGAAGACUAGUUUUUUUUUUCUCCUUAAUCUCGCAAGUAUGCAAUCAAAACAUACCACUCUUAAAUAUGCUGGAAUUUUUUUCACUUUUUAUUACUGUGUUCUGUAAAUAUCUCUUGAGAUGAUUAAAAUGCAAAUAAUCUGUCUGCCAUCACAAAGGAAAUAGUUAAUACCCUCUGCCCCUAACAGUGAAAACGUACCAACCACUAGAAGAAUUUGCCGUACAUUAAAUAUUGUUUGAUAUAUUUUUUUGUUGUUGCUGUUGCUUGUAUAAACCAAGGAAUACUUAUCAGAAGCAGUGAAAACCUCUGAGCCAAUGAAAGUGUGCUAAGAAACACUACUGGACACAGACAAAUUCAUCUCAGUGGGUGAUGAGUAAAAAAAAAAAAAAGCUAAUCUUGUUGCAGUCCGGUCAAGCUAAAAUUGUGUGCGGGAA